AUGAGCCGAAUGCCUCAUCCUCAGAAUACUGUCAUGAAUUAUGGCCAAUUUAUGAAUCAACAGAUUCCUCAGCGUGCAUCUAGUGUGCAACCUGUUUCCAACAAAGGAAAAACUCUUGACAUAAUCGACCCCGCUACAAAACAAAGGGUUGAUUUAGAAAAUAUUAAUUCGCGCAAAGCUCAGACUCCUGAGACUGAAUCUACUCCAGCAGCAACUGCCUCUGUACCCAUUACAAUUAAGACUCCUCCUCCAGCAUCAAGUGAAGGCGAACCCAAACUUGAAGCCAUAGAACAGAAACAGGAAUCUCCUCACCAGAGUGUUGGAUUUACUAUUGACUCUGACGGAGAUGAGUGUUCUUCACGGGAUGCAACUGAGAAAGAUGAUGAGGACGACAAGUCUAGUUCCCGAGUUUCUCCAUCUCCCUUACAGGAAGUUUCUGAAGCAUCAGCUGCUAGUGAGUAUGUAAAUAGCCAAAAGGAACAGUCUGACACAGAAUCUCAAAACGAAGAAUCGGAUAUGCCCCCUCCUUCCCCUCCUAACGGUUCGCAAAUGACUGAGUCUUUCUCUACAGGAAAUAUUCAGAAAUAUAAUCGUGAACAGCUUAUUUCUAUUCGGAGUGCUACAGACUUUAAUGCAAUGCCUAUGCCACCCUUAUCGUCUCACGCCACUAUCGGAUGUAAUCAAGGGAAGUCACGCGGAGGUCGUAAACCAAUGAACAACGCUGGCCAAAAGCGAAUUCUCAACUUCAACACUAAUGUUAAGCUUGAUGAAGUUAAUAAUGCUUAUGUGCCGUCACAAUUUGCAAAGCAUGACAAGAAAGAAGAGGAUGGAGAAAAUAAAGAGGAGCUGAGAAAAAACAUCAUGUUUACUCUCAAUCAUGCAACAGGUGCUGGUGUUGGCUAUUGCGUUGAGGAAAUUAAGAAGCUCAACAUUAAGUCAGAAGAAAACGUGGAUAUGUUAGUUGGUAUUCUUGUAAACAAGUGUCGCGAUCGUAAUUUCCGUGAGCCUUAUGCAAAAUUAAUCAAGGCUCUUAUGGAACUCAAAAUUGCAGGAUUUGGGGAGAAGCUACUUAAGAAAUUCCAUGAUCAUGUUUCUACACCGCUUGCUAGCUAUAUUAAGGAAUGCAAUGCUGGUAUUGAUAAAAAAAUUGCCGAAUCGAAAGAUGAUAAGGUCAAGAAGAUGUUCGAGGAAGAUCGGGAAUCAACACUUGUCAAAAGCCGAGAUCAGUUUCUUUCUAUUGUUGAAUUUUUCAGUUAUCUCGGCGCUGUUGAAGUUGUACCAUUUAAGACAUAUCAAGAUGCUCUCAAAAAUUUCUUAAAACCUAAAUCCCAGGAUGAAGUGACUGAACUUAUUGCGUGUCUCAAAAUCUCUGGAGAAUGGUUGGAAAAGAAGAAUAUUAGCUUUUUCAAAACUUGCAUGAAUGCUUUGGAUAAUUGUACAAAAACGAUAAAGAUAGAAUCUCAUGUUCGCUUUAGUAUUGAUGAUCUAAAGGAAUUACGAGCCAGAGGCUGGAAAAAACAGGUGCCUGUUCAAUACCAGUCUGGCUCUUCCCAAACACAACAACAAAAUACCUACGGUAGAAGAAUUUCUACUACAAAUCGUCCCCCUAUACAGCAGCAGCAGCAGCAGUCUUCGAAUAGAGUUAAUGAUGCGCGAACAACAAUUGACGCCACUAACCUCACUAUGUCAGGUUCCGGCUCACGUCAAAAUUUCCUUGGGCCACCAAGAGUUUGGUCUCAAGGUAGCAAUGCUCACCGAAGGUCUAAUGCCCCUGACGCUAUUUCAAGGACAAAUAGUAACACGAACAGACAACGGACACAGGCUUCCGCUAGUGCUGUCGUUACUUCUCAACCUGCUGUCAACACAGAGGGUAUACAAAUUGACGAACGUCUUACUGUUUCGGGCGCUAGGCGAGAUUUCAUCGAUGUUUUCUCUAAUUCGGAAAAUCCUGAUAUCGAUCUUCAAUUGAAGGAUGAGUUGAAGCCUGAAUUUGUCCAAUCUUGCCUUUGUUUAGCUAUCGAAGCUAAGGCUUCUGAGCGUGCUAUGCUUGUAAAUAUUCUCACUCAUAUCUGCUCUAAGAAUCAACUUACUUUUGAACAAUUGGCUAAAGGCUUUGAGGAUUCCAUACAAUUUGCUUUAGAACAAGAUCUCCCCAAAGUUGGUGAAUACUUCGGUGAACUCAUGAGUGCAGCGAUUACUCCAAAAUUCGUGAACUUUUCAAAGUUAGCUGAGGAGUUUAAUAAGCUGGAAGAAGAUAGCUACAAAAGGGAAGCUCUUGCCCGAUGCGCUAAGGUGGCUUCCGGGCGUAUUGGUGAAAACGAGGUAGCUAAGGAGUUAGGCAAGACCUUAGCUGCUGGCCUGCCUUGGGGAGAUGAUCAGUAUUUUAAGAAACCUGAUUUCCUGAAACGUUAUGGGCUGGAAUUCAUUACUAAUGUUGCUCCGGCUCCUGCAUCCGUUGCUCCUACUACUUCAAAUCCAGCACCCGCAAAUGCUUGGCGUGACGCUAAACCCAACACUCAAAGGGGUGCUGGUGACCCAGCUGUGAUUGAACAAAUCAAUGAUUGCCUGCGAAACAAGAAUUACGCCAACUUGGUGUCUCUUUGCUCUCAAUAUAGCAAGUCAAAGGGCUCGGAAAAGUACCUUAAACAAAUACUUACGAGUAGCCGAGGAAGCAAGGCCAUUGAGCCUCUUUUACCAGCUGUUAAAUUAUUUAUUGAGCACGAGAAUGAGAAAAAAUUUCUUUCCUCUUUGCAAUCUUACGUUGAUAAGAAUACCCUUGGACUUUGGCAUCAAGCCCUUAUCCAGAAUAAACUGAUCAGCUCUGAAGCCUUGAACUCCCAUAUUAACAAAAAACCUGUAUAA
Molecule: messenger RNA, 2862 nt
Organism: Rodentolepis nana
Lineage: Eukaryota; Metazoa; Platyhelminthes; Cestoda; Cyclophyllidea; Hymenolepididae
Source: the annotation of a GenBank genome assembly